Messenger RNA from Paramecium pentaurelia, 665 nucleotides. The record is from the annotation of a GenBank genome assembly. Lineage: Eukaryota; Ciliophora; Oligohymenophorea; Peniculida; Parameciidae.
AUGAAUCUUAAACCACAAGAUAAUUCACAAGUAUCCUAAUAUUUAAUAUACAUAUUAGGGUAAUCAAGCAUAAUACAAUAAAAAAUAUGCUAUCUAUUAUUAAAAGCCUGGAGAAGAAGACCUUAAAUAAAUUGUACUUGAAUUACCCAGCAUUUUCACUGUUGGCGACUGUAUAGAUUUUACUAUUGAUUAAAUCAAAAUACAAGAUUCCAGUAUAUAUAUUCUAAAUCAUAAUUAGCUUUUUAAUUUUCAGGUUAGACAGAUCGUUUUAAAUUGAAAGUAGCAAAAAAGAAUGGCAAACCAAAAGAUGAUUUACCAGGUAAUUAAAUUUAUAUUAUUUAGCUUUGGAUAAUGAAUAAUAACUCAUUGAUACUGGUGCAAUAGUAUUUGCAUUAGUUUUAAACCAAAAUUAAUAACAAUUCGAAAAAUAAAUAACAUUUGCUCCAACAAACAAUCAAACAAAUCAAAUCAACCAAUCUAAUCAAACUUAAUAAUCAUAAGUCAACUUAUAAGAUUCCUCAAUUAAACAAAGAACCUCUUAUAGUAAUAGUUUAAGCAACAACAAGAAGGUAUUUAAAUCUACCAUAAUGUUAGAGUAAAAAUGGUGGAAAUGAUUAAAAAAAUGAUGCCAAUGGAUUUUGUUUCUUUAAGUAAUGCGCUUGAAA